Messenger RNA from Cryptomeria japonica (Japanese cedar), 759 nucleotides. Its product is annotated as probable cytochrome c oxidase subunit 5C-1. The record is from RefSeq and is a predicted model, not a curated record. Lineage: Eukaryota; Viridiplantae; Streptophyta; Pinopsida; Cupressales; Cupressaceae. The coding region runs from base 170 to 370 and encodes 66 amino acids. The transcript has 2 exons.
CUUCGCCACUUCCCCACUUCCCCAUCCCCGAAACGAAAUAAUAACAUUUCUAUAAAAAAUUUAAUUUCGGUAUAAAUGCAUCGAUUUUCUGUUCCGUGGAUUCUGUCUGCUAUUUUGGCGUUCGGACUUUUUUCACAGAAGCUGCAGAUUGUGAAAUAAGGAGAAGAAAAUGCCUGCCCACAAGCUGGCUUCUCACCACGUUGUUUUGAAAGGUCCCAGUCUUGUCAAGGAAAUUUUCUACGGAAUAUCACUAGGCCUGAUGGCUGGGGGCGUUUGGAAAAUGUUCCACUGGAAUCAGCAGCGGAAGAGCAGGGAGUUUUAUGAUAUGCUGGAUCGGGGAGAAAUAUCUGUUGUCCAUAAAGAAGAGUAGAGUCUCACUGACAAAGUCCAAUCCAAGAAAGUGGUUUUUAAGAUCAAGACAUGUUAUAAUUCUGUACAAGUUUGUUUUCCUGUUAAUUAGUAGUGUAGAAUAAGAUUUGUUGUUAUACAUUGGGCUUUAAUCUUAAUUUUGGUACCUUAAAAUCUCUUAUUGUGGGUCAUUUUUGUCAAUCUGCCACGUUCCUCCUAUACAAACAUGACUUUGUCAAUAAUGGAAAUGGUAUUUUGAUGGUAGAAUUUUUAGCAAGCAGAGAAUCCUAAUUCUUUGUUUGAGUUUAUAACUCGUACAUUAUUACAUUUUUCUGUGGUAAGGGAAGGAUGUAGAAUGGUCUAAUUUUUUUUUCUGUUUAAUCUAAGGUUGUUAUUUAGUUUCUUUGUUCC